Messenger RNA from Gastrolobium bilobum, 3335 nucleotides. Its product is annotated as putative receptor protein kinase ZmPK1. Gene Ontology annotation, molecular function: ATP binding; protein serine/threonine kinase activity. The record is from RefSeq and is a predicted model, not a curated record. The transcript has a single exon. Gene Ontology annotation, biological process: recognition of pollen; protein phosphorylation. The coding region runs from base 315 to 2702 and encodes 795 amino acids. Lineage: Eukaryota; Viridiplantae; Streptophyta; Magnoliopsida; Fabales; Fabaceae.
AACAAGUUAACAACGCUAUAUAUAUAUGGGUUAUAUUUAUCUACUUUUACAUAAGAUAACUACAUUUUCUACCCACACAAAAGCUAGGUGGAUCCCAUUUCUUUUUUUUCUCUCUCCUCUUACAUAUGGGUCCCACUUGUAAUCUUGUUUCUACAGCAUAAGAUAAGUAUUUUCCUACAACAUAAGAAAAUUAUUUCCAUAUAUAUAUAUAUAUAUAUAUAUAUAUAUAUAUAUAUAAUCACAAUAACAUAAGAAAUGACCAUUGAGCAGUAUUAUCAACCCUCUCUCUACACACAACACAAGCUAGCAUGUGAAUGGCCUCUUCAAUCUUAUUCACUCUUCUUCUUUUCAUUUUGUCUUUUCCAUAUUCAUCUUCAUUCUCCCUUUCUGUGGAGAAACUCGAUGAAGAUGUUAUAGUUUCCCCCAAUGGCAAAUUCACUGCAGGUUUUUAUCCCGUAGGGGAAAAUGCUUACUGUUUCUCAAUAUGGUUCACCCAAACUUAUCAUAAACAUGGCCAAAAUGCCACCAUAGUUUGGAUGGCAAACCGUGACCAACCAGUGAAUGGAAAAGGCUCAAAACUUUCCCUUCUUAAGAAUGGUAACCUCAUCUUAACAGAUGCAGGACAAUUCAUAGUUUGGACCACAAACACUGACUCAUCAAACCCACUUGAGUUUCUUUUAUACGACACAGGAAACCUUGUACUUCAAGAACAAAACAAUGGUUUCAUUCUGUGGCAAAGUUUUGAUUACCCAACAGAUACACUUCUUCCUGAUCAACAUCUCACAAGGUACAUGAAGCUUGUUUCCUCAAGAAGUGAGAGCAACUAUUCCUCAGGCUUCUAUAAACUCUUCUUUGACAAUGACAAUGUUCUUCGUCUUCUUUACGAUGGUCCUCAAGUUUCAAGUGUUUAUUGGCCAGAUCCUUGGCUUGUAAGCUGGGAAGCUGGUAGAUCUACUUACAAUAGUAGCAGAGUUGCAACACUUGAUCUUUUGGGGAAGUUCCAUUCUUCAGAUGGUUUCAUUCUCAAGACAUCUGAUUAUGGGACAGUGCUUCAACGAAGACUAACCCUUGAUCAUGAUGGUAAUGUUCGUGUAUAUAGCUUGAAACAUGGACGAGAUUAUUGGUCAGCAUCAGGGCAAGUCAAGCAACAACCUUGCAAGAUUCAUGGGAUUUGUGGACCCAAUAGUACUUGUAGUAAUGAUCCAAGUACUGGUAGAAAGUGUUCAUGUCUUCCAGGUUAUAGCAGGGUUAACAAUCAAGAUUGGUCUCAAGGGUGCAAACCAAACUUUCAACUAACUUGUAACAACAACAACACUGAGUCUCGCUUCCAAUUCAUACCCCAUGUUGAGUUUUAUGGAUUUGACCUUUGGUACUAUGACAAUUACACCUUUAAACAAUGUAGGCAUUUGUGCUUGCGAAUGUGUGAAUGCAUUGCCUUCCAAUUUACACGCUUUGAGAGCCAGAGUUUCUUUAAAUGUUACACAAAGAUACAGUUGCUAAAUGGGUAUCAUUCACCCAGUUUCCCAGGAUCACUCUACUUGCGAUUGCCGAAAAGAAGUAAUUUUUCCUAUGAGAAGAACCCCAUCAAAGAUAAUAGCUUGGUUUGUUCAAGAAAUGGAACAAAACUUGAAAGGCCAUACCUGAAUGACAAAGAAAAUGGAUCAGUGAAGUUCAUGCUUUGGUUUGCGAGUGGCUUAGGAGGAAUUGAGGUAGUGUGCAUAUUUCUGGUUUGGUGUUUCUUGAUUAGAAAUGGGAAACACUUGGGUGCAGACACACAGGGCUAUGUUCUUGCAGCAGCAACAGGAUUUAGGAGAUUCAGUUACUCUGAACUGAAACAAGCCACAAAAGGUUUCAGUCAAGAGAUUGGAAGGGGAGCUGGUGGAAUUGUCUAUAAGGGUGUGUUAUCAGAUAAUAGAGUUGCAGCAAUAAAGCAACUAUAUGAGGCAAACCAAGGAGAAAGUGAGUUCCUUGCUGAAGUAAGCAUCAUUGGAAGGCUUAACCACAUGAAUUUAAUUGGCAUGUGGGGUUAUUGUGCAGAGGGAAAGCAUAGGUUGUUGGUGUAUGAGUAUAUGGAAAAUGGUUCUUUAGCUGAAAAUAUCUCAUCAAAUUCACUUGAUUGGGGUAAGAGGUAUAGCAUUGCUUUGGGUACAGCAAGAGGACUGGCUUACCUACAUGAAGAAUGUUUGGAGUGGAUUUUGCAUUGCGAUAUAAAGCCUCAAAAUAUACUUCUUGAUUCUGAUUUUCAACCCAAGGUUGCUGAUUUUGGCUUGUCUAAGCUUCUCCAUCGGAAUGAUCUCAACAAUUCAAGCUUCUCAAGGAUUAGAGGUACAAGAGGUUAUAUGGCACCAGAAUGGGUUUUCAACUUGCCAAUCACUUCCAAAGUUGAUGUUUAUAGCUAUGGAAUUGUUGUCUUGGAGAUGAUAACUGGAAAGAGCCCAAUGACAGGUAUCCAAAUUGCAGAGGGAGCAGAGUCUCAUCAUGAGAGGUUGGUAACAUGGGUGAGGGAGAAAAUGAGGAAAGGAUCAGAAGUGACAUCUUGGGUGGAAGAGAUCAUUGACCCUUCAUUGGGAUCCAAUUAUGACAUAAAUAAAAUGGAGAUUUUGGCUACAAUGGCUUUGGAAUGUGUGGAGGAAGAGAGAAACGUGAGGCCUAGCAUGAGUCAAAUUGCUGAGAGGCUACAAAGCCAUGAACAAGAUUCUUGAUGUUUGCACAGAGAAUAGCCAUCUCUUGGUGCUCAUAUUUACUAUUUUCUGUUUAAGAAGCAUAUAGUGUUUGUUUUUACUUUUGUUUGUUCUUAGUUCUUACCAACUACUAAUGGUAAAUAAUGGAGUUAAGCUUGUAAUAGAGAAAAACAGAAAGGAACUGAGACUAGUUUGAAUUUUUCUUUUUUUAUUCUAAAGAAGUCAGUGUGAGGAAUAAGUAUUUUUUAUUAUUAUUAUUUUAAACCACCGACUUCUGUGUAAGAAUUGGAUACAAAUGUGUCAUUGUACUGUGGUUUAAGAAGUGCGCAUCCUUAUCACUAUUUUGCUGAGUUAAUGCAAUUAUGAUACUUGGCAAUAUUUAUUAAUGGAUACAUUGUGAAAAACAGUAAUAAAAGGAAUUAAAGGAGAUGCUUUUGAUGAGCAAAUUGAGUUGUGAAGGUGAAACCACUCAAUCUUUGACAACCUUUCAUACAUAUGAAUUCUUGUCAAAUGUUGAUAGUUAUAAUGACUGGAUUCAAGUUCACCCUUAUUUCACACAAUAGUUAUACGCACACAACUGAAAGUAAAAAGAUAAAAAUAAAAAACAGAAAUUGCAUGAACAAUGACACAAAUUAAUGAUAGAAGAAUAUUAAA